CCCGACAGAACUAUCAGCCUAUGUCACGACAAGGAAGGUCUCCUGCGUCUCGCAUUCGACUUGCUGGUCGAGGAACGCUGGGGGGUCAAGUGGUUUGGCGCAGACUGCGAGCGAGUGAUCGCCCAGCCACCCAUUUGGCCCGAUGACUCGACAGUGUAGGUCUACAAGCAUAUUUCCCCUCACAACAACUACCCAUAUAUCCUUCGCAGUUUCUACUCUUCUUAAAUUUACUUGGACUAACUGGUGCUCUAGCCUUAUUGUCCACUUUACGUCGCUGCUGCGCAAGGUCUUUCACUUCCAGAAGCUGAGGAUUGCCAAAACCGCAAAGGGAGAGCAGAAUAGCCGAACCCCGGAGCUCGCACAUGAAUCACCUGUGCAGGAGCAGGACCCGAAUGUGGUGGAGAUUCCCGACCCAGCCUGGACUCGACAGCCUAUUCAACAGUAUCGUUCCUUCCAAAUCCACAGCUCAGGCGCGGCACAAAUUCAGCAACCCCUUCCUGAUCUCUCCGAGAUUCCAAACCUAGCUUUGACUCAACCUUCCACCGCGCAGUCAUCUACUUCGUCGGACGCAACACAUAUACAGGAGCAGGAGCCUGACGUGAUUGACAUCCCCAACCCGGUCUUGACUCAACCGCACAUUCGGCAGUCUUUUGCUUCGUUUGUUUCGGUCGCGGAUUCGGCCAAUAUUGAGCAGCCUCCUUCCGAUUUCUCGUCUCAGACCCGCGCCAUAGCCUUCACCGCGUCACCAAAGCGGCAUCGUCUCAAUUCUCCAUCUCAGACCCGCGCCAUAACCUCGAUCGUGUCAUUAGAGCAGCCUCCUCCUAAUUCGGCAUCUCAAAACCACAUCAUGACCUCGAAUGCGUCGCCAGAGCAGCCUACUCUCAAUUCGCCUUCACAGGGCCGCAACAUGGCCUCGAGUGUGUCGCUAGAGCAGCAUCCUCUCAAUUACUCCUCUCAGAGCCGCGCCGUAGCUUCAUAUGCGUCGCCAGAGCAGCCCCCUCUCAAUUCAGCGUCUCGGGGUCGCAUCAUAGCCUCAAAUGUGUCGACAGAGCAGCGUCCUCUCAUUUCGUCGUCUCAGAGCCGCACCAUGGCCUCAUAUGUGUCGACAGAGCAACAGUCUACUCAUCCUCCACCCCAGCGCUCUCCCCGCGCUCGGACUGCAUCACCUAUCCGGCAGGUUCAGGCCUUUGUUGGCCCCAUGCUCAGCGGUGCGAUCAAGCGGAAGCGAGACUGGGACAUUUUCAAUGAGAACCCCGUCCAAAUUAUCGAAGUCCCUGACAAUGCCAACAUCCGAUACACCAUCAACAUCAAGAACAAAGUUACCCACAUGAACCUUGCCGAUCCCAGCGUGUAUUACCACACCGAUACGGCAGUUUCCAUCGGCAUUUUCACAGUCAUCAAAUCGGGACUAGAAGCGGCGGGCUUCUCCCCCAUCUUCCAGAUGGCGAACACACAUGGUCCCGCCGGGUUGUGCAUUCACAACGAGGUCCAGUGGAAGGAGUCGGUGCGGAGCUUGUACUUCCCACCCCGCACCAAUUACUUCAUUGUCGAUGUCUUUAUCUGAGCGUGAUGCUGGGCAUGAGAGGGGAGUCCACUCAAACUAUAAGAGAGGCGUCCGAUCGAAAGGACCAAAAUGGAUACCCUGCGAUUGAAUCGGAGAGGUGGGGAUUCCAAAUCGAACAUAGAGGCACGAAGCAGAAUCGGAACUUGAGAGACUUCGAUCUAGGGAGAAUUACAUGAGCCUGGCUGGGCUUGUUUACGACGAUUUCGACACGAAGUCACAGCACACUUUAAGCUCUCGAUUCGGGAGGGAGCCUUUUUUGUUCUCCUAGACGGCCGACUACUAGUAGUAGCUUCUGCUAUCGUCGUGGAGGAUGACAGGAUUACCUGGCAGGGGUCGAUCCGGCACGAGAGCCGGAUAA
Messenger RNA from Lasiosphaeria miniovina, 1922 nucleotides. RefSeq lists its product as uncharacterized. Bases 143 to 1564 code for a protein of 473 amino acids. NCBI's taxonomy places the organism in Eukaryota, Fungi, Ascomycota, Sordariomycetes, Sordariales, Lasiosphaeriaceae. The transcript has a single exon. The record is from RefSeq and is a predicted model, not a curated record.